AUGGAUCUGGUCAACGCGGUGCUUGACUUUUUGGUGCCGCCGGCAAGCUUGCUGACGCUGGCCUUUGCAUGGCCGACUCUGUUUUUGGUCAACACCUGCGAGAGGAUUUACAGCACUUACUAUGACAGUGAAGACAUGGACAACAAGGUUGUGCUCAUCACUGGCGCCUCCUCUGGAAUUGGAGAGCAAAUUGCGUAUCAAUACGCAAAGAGAGGGGCGAACCUCGUACUGGUGGCACGAAGGGAGAACAGGCUGAUAGGGAUUAGCGAGAACGCGAGGAGGCUGGGGGCCCCACAUGUGUUGAUAAUGGCUGCUGAUGUUGUUAAGGAAGAAGACUGUAGGAGAUUCAUAGACGAAACAAUCAAUUAUUUCGGAGGAUUGGAUCAUUUAGUGAAUACAGUGAGUCUCGGGCAUACUUUCUACUUCGAGGAAGCUAAUGAUUCGACUGUGUUCCCCAUUUUAAUGGAUAUAAAUUUCUGGGGCAAUGUGUACCCGACUUACGUGGCGCUACCUUAUUUGCGGGAGAGUAAUGGCCGUAUCAUAGUUAAUGCUUCGGUAGAGAACUGGUUGCCCCUGCCUCGAAUGAGCUUAUACUCUGCUGCAAAAUCGGCACUGAUGAACUUUUACGAGACGUUGAGGUUUGAGAUCAAGAAUGAAGUUGGUAUAACAGUGGCUACACAUGGUUGGAUUGGAACCGAGAUUGCUGGCGGCAAAUUCAUGGUCGAGGAAGGUGCAGAAAUGCAGUGGAAAGAGGAAAGAGAAGUACACGUGUCGGGUGGGGCCGUGAACGAGUAUGCGGAACUGAUAGUGGCGGGGGCAUGCAGAGGGGACCCGCACGUGAAGUACCCGAGCUGGUACGACAUUUUCUUUCUGUACCGAGUGUUUGCACCAAAAGUGCUCUACUGGACUUUUCGGUUUCUUCUGACCAAUGGCGGAGUGAAAAGGGCGACUUCUUAUAUUGGAACCGGGCGACCACUAAUUCAGGAGGUGGCCGCCUCGUCUCCUAGGCUGCAGCUCCUUCUGGAGGCGGCAUCUCCCGCAAGGAGCUUCCGUUACGAGCAAGCGUAA
Molecule: messenger RNA, 1068 nt
Organism: Striga hermonthica
Lineage: Eukaryota; Viridiplantae; Streptophyta; Magnoliopsida; Lamiales; Orobanchaceae
Source: the annotation of a GenBank genome assembly